Messenger RNA from Acanthopagrus latus (yellowfin seabream), 3117 nucleotides. RefSeq names its product vestigial-like family member 2a (gene vgll2a). Lineage: Eukaryota; Metazoa; Chordata; Actinopteri; Spariformes; Sparidae. Gene Ontology annotation, cellular component: nucleus. Bases 125 to 976 code for a protein of 283 amino acids. Gene Ontology annotation, biological process: regulation of transcription by RNA polymerase II. The record is from RefSeq and is a predicted model, not a curated record. The transcript is spliced from 4 exons.
GCAGCAGGGAGACUCUCACCUGUCCUUCACCACCGCCCUUGCCGGGAUUAAUGUUUCCUCUCCGCCCGCACAGAGCCGCUCUCCCUCUACAUGACGCUUGGUUCUCCUCCGUGAUUUCUUCGCCAUGAGCUGCCUGGAUGUGAUGUACCAGGUGUUUGGUCCUCAGCCUUAUUUCAGCUCCUACAGCCCAUAUCACCACCAGAAACUGGCCUUGUAUUCCAAAAUGCAAGACCCCCAGGACGGCGGCAGUCGGCUCGGCCCCCAGGCGAUCAAAGAGGAGGACAAGGAGCUGCCGCCAGGAGCCGAGUACCUGAGCUCCCGCUGCGUCCUCUUCACCUACUUUCAGGGAGACAUCAGCGCCGUGGUGGACGAGCACUUCAGCCGAGCCCUGAGCCACACAACUGCAUACCCCGCCUCGAGCAGCCACAAGGCUGUACGAGAUGGAUCAUUCCCGAUGAGCCAGAGAAGUUUCCCUCCGUCUUUCUGGAACAGCUCCUACCAGCCGUCUGUCUCCUCCACGCUGGGCAGCGCUCUGUCAGCUCCCCACACAGACCUCCCCUUCCCCGGGGACCCGUACUCCUCCCUGCACAGCCACCUCCACCAGUCCAGCCCCGACGCCUGGCACCCCUCCCAUCACCACCACCAUCACCACCACCACCCUUACUCACUAGGGGGCGCUAUAGGCUCCCAGGGCUCAGCGUACCCACGCCCGGGGGUUCAUGAGAUGUACGGCACGGCGUUCGACCCGCGAUACAGCUCUCUACUGGUGCCGUCGGUGAGGCCUCAUCACCGCCUGACGUCGGGCAGCUCAGUGCCGGGGCCCAGCGCCUCGCCAUGUGACCUGGGGGGGAAGGGGGAGUCGGGGACGGGGUCGACCUGGAGCGGAGCAUUUGCCGGAGCUGGAGCGGAGAUUGGACUCAACAUGGACACAGGUCUGCAGGCACAGGAUAAGAGCAAGGACUUGUAUUGGUUUUAGAGACUGCCGAGACUCUCCCCCUCCCUCUUCACCUCCUACUUCAGCCUCUUUCCUCCACUCCUGCUCUCCUCUGUUUGCUCUGCUGCUGUUAUGGGAUGACUGACAGAGAAACUGAAACUCAGUCCGAUGGCAGUAUUGUGCUGUAACAGCUUCUGGUCUACUUGCAGCUCGUUGUUACGGCGGACUGUGCAGCAGCAGCAGCAGCAGCAGCAGCAGCAGCAGCACAGCCCUGCUGAGCUGAACGCCAACAGUGUGGAUAUAAAGUGAGCGUGGAAACAAAAAGUGGACUCGCAGAGCAGAGAGGAAAAUCUGAUCUUGACGGAAGAGGACAAAAGACAAGACUCUUUGUGCUUCUGUAACAGGCAGGGACAACAUUCCUAAACUGGAAAAAAAAAAAAAAAAAAAAAGGUCUGGGGACAGACGGACAGAGACACAUGCGUUGUCAAACUCCAAAGACAAGCGCUUGAAGGACUUGGCAGGACUUGCCUCACUGGGACAACUGGGCUACAGACACUGGGAGUGUUAUGGCUGGAGGAAAGGCCACGUUGGUGUUGAGGAGGCCGCACAGCAGGCGGGAGGAGUCCAAACACUUUGGUUUACAUGGACAAUUGGUUCAAUGUCAACUGAGAAAACACUGUCAGGAUUUAUGGCACAUUAAAGGUUAAAAUAAACAGUUUGGGAUGGUUUUCAACCGGAAACAAAAGAUAUUUAUGUAACAAUUUUACAAAAAGUUUCAAGUAACGGUCACAAACUACUCCAGCUACGUCCCAAUUCCAUUUUAUUGCACGCAUAAUUAUUCCUCUUGAUUUACAAGUGUGCAGUUGUCGGCACUACUGUCAAAUAAAGCAAAGCAAUACAAAAGUAAUUAUUACACCUUUGUUAUUCUCUUUGGGAAGAUUAAUUGGCAGUAGCAUAUUCACAGUUAGACUGGCAUCUAUCGGGCCACGUACUGCUUCUCCUCCGGAUCGUAGAGUUGAGUACAGAAAUAUCUUGCACGCAAGUUCACAGCCUACUAUGGCAGUUUGUAAAACAUUCUAAUACUAUUUAUAUGUGCAACCUCGAUUCCAAAAAAGUUGGGACACUGUGUAAAGUAUAAAUAAAAACUAGAGCCUGAUCUUUUCAUCCAGUUUUUGGGUUAGAUAUCAGGACAUACAUUAAAGGGUGAAUAACUCUGAUACAACACUUAAACAUAAUCAUCUAAAACGACAUCACUGUACUGAAUCAAUAAACUUUAGUGGGAAUGUAAUUAUCAUAAAUUACAGGGAUCUUUUUUUUCUGCAUUAUAAUCUAAACAAAAAAAUAAAGUUUUUAUGUUGCACAUCCACACCCAUACUGAUAACGCAUAGAAAACUAAAUGUGUUCACCGAUAACAGUUUUACAAAGUUGUUCCUGAGGCCAUGUAGUAACAUCCUUCCAACAAUCACGUGUUUCUCAAAGUGAUGAACGUCACCCCAUCCUUGUGAACAACUGAGCUUUUUGUGGAUGCUCCUUCCAUACCCAUUCAUGAAGCUGGUAUCAAAUUCAGAAGAAGGUUAAGCAAAUGAUCACAUAAUGGGUUUUUGUGUGUCUUAAGCAGCAUCCUAGUGGUUUUAAGGGGGGGAUUGUGGUUAGAGUAUGGCACUGGGAGACUACUGUAAUGUUAGUUAUUGGGAUGUAAGCAUGAAUGUGGUAAUUUGCAAGUCAAAUAACAUCUUGACAAAUAAAUCUUAGAUUAUUUGGUUCUAAAUAAUAAUUAUCAUUAUUAUUUCAUUUCAUUUUAACAAAUUUAGGUUAGCUGAACUGAAAGAAUUACUUACAUUCUUGCUGAGCAGAAAAUUAAUUGACAACAAUUUUUAACAUCAGCUAAUAAUUCAAGUUAUUUAUCAAGUACUAGCUGCUCAAGAAUUUGUUGUCAACUUUGGAAUUUAUUACUUUUUCUUUAGUUGCAGCACAAUUUUCAUGUUAUUCAGACAGUCAAUAUGUCCAAAUAAACCACAUUUAGGCUAUAGGCUGUGUUUAAUCUAGAUGUCCAGAUGUCUUUUGACCUGUAUAUUACAGAAAUGAAAAAUUGGAACACCUGCUUAUUUUGGUUGUAUUCAUGAGUCAUUAAAUUAUAUUAAAAAAAAUAGUUGAUGUCACAAAUAUCUGCUGUGUAUAAAAAA